Molecule: messenger RNA, 3113 nt
Organism: Colletotrichum destructivum
Lineage: Eukaryota; Fungi; Ascomycota; Sordariomycetes; Glomerellales; Glomerellaceae
Product: Putative major facilitator, sugar transporter, major facilitator superfamily
Exons: 4
Coding region: 1203-2882 (559 amino acids)
Biological process (GO): transmembrane transport; carbohydrate transport
Cellular component (GO): membrane
Molecular function (GO): carbohydrate:proton symporter activity
Source: RefSeq, a predicted model, not a curated record
AAUCGCCUGACAUGCCGACCAAUAAGGCCCGACGGGCGCCGAGCAAAGACAAGAAAAAAGAGUGGUGAUGGGUUCGGGGAACCGACGGCGCAAUCUGGAGAAACCGGUAGGGAAACAAAGCCUGGUGGUGUGGGAGGCCCGAAUCUGGGGAAAGCUGAACAAACACCCAGCGCCGCCGCACCCCGGCAAGGAUCUCGGCUUGGCAAGUCAAAGCUAGGGGUCGUAAGAUGCGAAUAGCAUCAUGCCACCGUCGACCGAACCACCCCUAGAAGCCUGCCAUCCGGCGGAGUCUCCUGUUGGCACCUCGUGAGGCUUCUCCAGAUUGGACUCCAGCUGCCCAGCGCCCCCCCAUUGGCACGAAUCGUAGACAUGAUCACCGGGUCGGUACAAACUAGCCGAAGCUGCUUCUCACCCGAUCGAGACACUCACCUACCUCUACGACACGCCGUUGAGAAGCCAGCCAAAACCUCCAGCGAUAUCCGUACACUGAACGGUAGGCAUUCGAGGAAACUGGACCCACUCUGCUUCUCCACAGAACUUUGAACUAUCCUCCCACCCCCCUCCCUCCCUGGUCGUUCUGAGGGGACCACCUUCGGCUUUUGACUUCGUCAAGCGAUCAAAGGAUGGGAGAGGAGGACACGCACACACCCAUGCUUCUCACUCUUAGGCCUUACCAUACUUUGUACGUGCCGAAAAUCACCUUACACGCUACAUCUCACUCACACCCAUCGUCCUACACCAAUUUCUUCCCUCCCCUCCCCUCUCAGGUCCCCCGUGUUGUCCCCAUCGGGGAACUUGGGGAAAGCACGCACGGUUCAAGGCUGGGCGGUGCCUUUUCUGUUGCUACACACAGCACUAGUUUUUCUCUCACCUUUUCAACGCAAUGCUACUUUGACUACGACCCUUUUCCCCCUUCAAGACUGUUCAAACCUCACUCCCCAUCCCGGAAGGGGGCAACCAACCGUCGAGUAGGGUAUAUAACGACGCGAAUGCCCUCCUCAUCCGAUCAGUUUCAUAGUGUCUUCAGGCGACCGAUUCUCUCUUUCUCUUUCUCUUUCUCUUUCUCUCCGUGCAUCCCCGGGCCAGCUCAUCCUCUGUCUCUUUUGCACGCUGUCACACGGGGAUAUAUAUCACCGUAGUCUCGGGUCAUCGACAACUCGUCAACCCAGAAUAGGGUCAUCUUCCAACGCCAAACACCAAAGAUGUCCGACCCGAAGCACCCCGCCUCCGUCCGCGAGGACAAGGAGACGGCCAUCCACCAACAUGCAGACGACGUCGCCGCCGCCGCCGCCGCCGCCCCCAACCAACACACAAACUCCCAACACCCGGAAGACCUCGCGGCCGAGGCCGCCAACGCCGCCGAGGCCGAGCACCAGAUGACGCUCCUCGAGGCCAUCCGGACGUACCCGAAGGCCAUCGGCUGGUCCGUCCUGCUCUCCUCCACGCUCAUCAUGGAGGGGUACGACCUCGCCCUGCUGGGCAACCUGUACUCGUCGCCCGUCUUCAACCGCAAGUACGGCGCCUGGAGCGAAGCCCAGGGCCGCUACGUCGUCUCGGCCGCCUGGCAGUCGGGCCUGUCCAACGGCGCGCGCGCCGGCGAGGUGUUCGGGCUCGUCAUCGCCGGCUGGACGGCGGACCGGUACGGCUACCGCGUCACCACCAUGGGGUUCCUGGUCCUGAUGAUCGCCUUCAUCUUUGUGCUGUUCUUCGCGCCCAACGUGCAAAUCCUCGUGCUCGGGGAGGUCCUCUGCGGAAUCCCCUGGGGUGCGUUUCAGAGCGUCACGCCGGCCUACGCCUCCGAGGUCGCCCCCGUCGUCCUCAGACCGUAUCUCACCACCUUCAUCAACAUGUGCUGGGUCAUUGGUCAAUUCUUCUCGGCCGCCGUCAACAAGGGCUCGUUCCACCACCAGGAUGAGUGGGCUUACAGGAUCCCCUUUGGAGUGCAAUGGGUCUGGCCCGUCCCCAUCCUCAUCGGCCUCUUUUUCGCCCCCGAAUCCCCAUGGUGGUACGUCCGACAUAACGACAAGGCGGCCGCCAAGCGCGCCCUCCUGCGGCUCACGUCGCGCAACCAGCCCAACUUCAACCCGGACGAGACCAUCGCCAUGAUCGAGCACACCAACGAGAUGGAGCGGCGCGUCAAGGAGGGCGUCACCUACCGCGACUGCUUCCGCGGCGUCGACCUGCGGCGCACCGAGAUCGUCGUCGGCAUCUGGCUCGUCCAGACGCUCGGCGGCCAGAACCUCAUGGGCUACUUCUCCUACUUCCUCACCCAGGCCGGCAUGGACCCGGGCAACUCCUUCAGCCUCUCCAUGGGCCAGUACGCCCUCGGUAUGGUCGGCACCGCCGGCUCGUGGUUCCUCAUGCACCGCAUCGGCCGCCGCACCAUCCACUUCUCGGGCCUGUGCACCCAAUUCGUCCUCCUCCUCGUCGUCGGCUUCCUCUCCUUCUCGGGCUCCAACGCCGCCGUCUGGGCCAUCGGCGCCAUGCUCAUCCUCUUCACCUUUGUCUACGACUUCACCGUCGGGCCCGUCACAUACUCCCUCGUCUCGGAGCUGUCGUCGACUCGCCUCAAGAACAAGACCAUCGUCAUGGCCCGCGCCGGCUACAACGCCAGCAACAUCUUUGUCAACGUCAUGACCAACUACCAGCUCUCCUCCACCGCCUGGAACUGGGGCGCCCGCACGGCGCUGUUCUGGGCCGGCACCUGCCUGCUGUCGUCCGUCUGGGUCUACUUCCGCGUGCCCGAGCCCAAGGGCCGCACCUACGCCGAGCUGGACCUGCUCUUCGAGCAUAAGGUCUCGGCCAGGAAGUUCGCCGGCACCAAGAUCGACCCAUACUCGCAGGGGCUCAGCGGCGAGAAGAAGUUGACCGAGGAGCACUGAAAACAAAGAAGAUGCGCCACCCGCAGCGGGCACGAACGGGUUGGAGUUGUUGUACCACUAGAUCAUAGUUACUAGCGUAAUCUUAUGCAUAAUGAACAAGACCUCGUCACCUCAAGUCUGCAAGGUUUUGAUUUGCUGGAAAGGGGAGUUGUUCUGUUCCCUCCCUUUCUUGUGUCUCGUGUCUCAUAUGCUGAGUGUACUUGUGAUGUGAGGAUUUUUAAUUUUUUAAUU